GUGUGCAUAAAUCUCCGUUGUUAGUUGAUAAACUUGUGCUCAAGGAGACAAGUGUUAACAUAAUCACCAAACAAGUGCUAGUGUCUGUAAAUUCCAUGCCUUCAAAGUAGGGUUCAAAUAUGAACAGAAUGACGAAGUGGGAAAUGCAUGCCACUGGUCCCAGUUCCAAAUUUGUAUCUUUUAAGACAACUCAAGUCAAAAGUGGAGAUAAAGCUUUUAUUCUGGGCAGAUACUGCAUGAAGGCACUGACAGACAGUCCACCACAUCACGGUCACCCCCACCAGGCCACCAACAACAACCACCACUAACAAAAACCCAAAACAUACAUUCCUUUCUAUCAUCACCUUUACAAUGCCUCUAUAUAUAGGGUUACCACCUUAAGCAUUCUCAGUCAAGAAGCAUCGAUCGGUUUCUAUAUAGUGAGUGACAAAAACAGAACCACAGUGAUUUCUUCACUGGCUACAUUGAGUUGUGCAGUUCGGAAAUGGCAAGCUCAAGAGUGAUAGGGGCUGCAUUCUUGAUCUUAUUUAUUCUAGACCUCACUUUUGCUGCUAGGUCACCCAAGGCAAUAGGUAAAGGAGGUGGUUGGGGUGGAGGAGGUGGAGGAGGGAGGGGCGGCGGUGGUGGUUCGGCAUCAGGACUUGGAUCAGGUUCCGGUCAUGGCUCAGGGUAUGGGUCUGGUGGUGGUGAGGGAUGUGGUACGGGGUCAGGUAGCGGAUAUGGUUCUGGCUAUGGGUCUGGCAGUGGCUCAGGCUAUGGCUCCGGCAUUGGUGUAGGAGGAGGUGGGGGUGGAGGUAGUGGUGGUGGAGGAGGUGGGGGUGGGGGCACUGUAUCAGGAAGUGGAUCAGGCUAUGGACGUGGAGGCGGGUCAGGAUAUGGAAGUGGCAACGGUGGUGGUAAGGGUGGUGGAGGAGGAGGAGGAAGUGGUGGUGGUGGUGGUGGUGGUGAAGGAGGAGGAGCAUCCGGCUUUGGUUCUGGCUAUGGUAGUGGGUCAGGAUAUGGAAGUGGCAAUGGUGGUGGUAAGGGUGGUGGAGGAGGAGGAGGAAGUGGUGGUGGUGGUGGUGGUGGUGAAGGAGGAGGAGCAUCCGGCUUUGGUUCUGGCUAUGGUAGUGGGUCAGGGUAUGGAUCAGGGUAUGGAGGGGAUAUUGAUUAUGGUUUGCCAUGAACAUGAGGUCAUUUGUAUGUUAAAUAAAUUGCGGGAGCAUUACCUAUGCAUAUACAUGUAUUUUCAUGUACUAGUAUCAAGCAUGCUGGCUAGCGGCUGCUAGUUGCGUGCAUGUGUGUGACUUGUAGUCUGCAUGUAAUAGUAGAGUCAAGAACUAUAUAUUUAUUCUCAAAUUCUAGCAUUCUCCCUCCUCCCCGGUUUGAAUAAAUAAAUACAAUGAUUCAUAAAAA
This is a messenger RNA of Populus euphratica (Euphrates poplar), 1395 nucleotides long. Its product is annotated as glycine-rich cell wall structural protein 2-like. The transcript has a single exon. NCBI's taxonomy places the organism in Eukaryota, Viridiplantae, Streptophyta, Magnoliopsida, Malpighiales, Salicaceae. The record is from RefSeq and is a predicted model, not a curated record. The coding region runs from base 485 to 1165 and encodes 226 amino acids.